UUUAUUUACAUGCAUUCUGUGGGGCUUGUUGAGUAUUUUUCAAUAAUUCCAAUUAUUCCCUCAACUAUUUCCAAUGGCCGCAGGAUGUAGUAAAUCUUUCACGUCCAAGUAUGAGGAAGAAUUAUAUUAUGACGUGGAAUACGAAGAUUUUUGCAAGAAUUUCGAAUUUUCGAAUUCUUCUUCCUGCUGGAUCUGCAAUGGUUAUUACGGAGCAAGCUACGGGGAACCACUGUGUGGCACCUGUCAUGCCUUCAUUUUUCCAAAUCAUUCAAACGAGGAGGCAGAAGGACUUGUUACGGAGUUUUCCGACGAUGAAGAUUCCGGCAACGACGAACCACCUGAAAAUGGAUCGGAAGCGAAGGACCGUCCCGACGAUGACGAUUCCGACUAUGACUUGGAAAGGCCACGCCCUUCCGCUCCCAGGAACUUAAAUCAGUAUUUAGAUAUGCUUUCGCAACCGCGCGAUUCGGACGAGUCACAGCAGAAGAUUUGUUCACUCCCGGUGGAGGUACUGCUGUCGAUAUUUUCCUAUUUAGACGAUCUGUCUCUCUGGAAUGUGAGCGAAGUGUGUAAGCAAUGGAAGCGAAUACUAGAGGUGCACACUCCGCAGCAAAUGUGGAGAAAAUAUACCAAGGAACGGUGGCCGCUGUUUCAACAAAUUUCAACCAUUCCUAAUUGGUUGCACAUGUAUGGCGCUUUAAUGAAUUCAUGUUUCUGCCGUACAUGUUUAAUUCAAAUGGCAUUGAAAACACCUAUGCGAGGACGAGUAAAUCAUAUACGAGCGAAUCGGCUACGAAGCGACAUCCGAUCUCUGGAUCUGGAUGCCACCGAAGGAAUCGAUGCCGUUGCUCUGGACAACCAGCUAUUUCACUGGCAAGCUUCUAUCCUCGGUCCAGCCGGCAGCCCUUACGAGGGUGGAAAGUUUUUUCUCUACAUUGUGAUUCCUUGCUCUUACCCGAUGCUUCCGCCACAAGUUAGGUUCCUCACGAAAAUUGUACAUCCUAAUGUAUCUCGUCACGGGGAUGUGGGGAUCGACAUCAUCCAACACAAUUGGUCACUGGCUUUGACCAUAUCGAAGUUGCUGCUUUCGGUCCAGAGCUUAUUAACUGAUCCGUUCACUCAGAUAUGCAUGGAACCUGAAAUUGGACGCAUGUACGAGAAUAACCGACCGAAGUUUGAAGCCCUUGCAAGACGGUGGACUUGGAAAUAUGCCAUGUAUGAAGUACUACCGCCACUGGAAGGGUUGUUUUAAUAAUAUCUGAUGUAAACAAACAUGGAUUAUAAAAGUCGUCCAAUAAUUCGGAUUACUACGCCAGGUCAUUCUGGGUGAAAUUAGAUACGACAGUUCAACUAAAAGUCAGAAAAAAAAAGUCACGCAAAAUAGGUGACAAAAUAUGAAAAACGAACUUGAUAUUGAAUCGUUCCGUUCCCGGUGAUAUUGAAUCGUUCCGUGCUCGGCCACAGGUCCUGUUGAUGUAUACACAACAAAUAAAGCUAACCAUACAUAAACGAUAGAUUCUCACCACAGCCAAACAAAAUUUCGGUAGCAAAGCACUCAAAACGCUUCUGUACUUUUAGAGAUACUGUUUCCUACAAUAGUAACUAGUAAGCACUAUUAAUCUAAGAUAUUUCAAAAUUAGGGAUAAGCUGGCAUCCGGGUUAAGACUAAAUUCGGGAUAAUUUUAUUUCUAGUCUAUCUGGAUGUUGUUUGUAUAAUAAAUUGAGGCUCAAAAAUGUAGCAACGAUUAACUUUCCUCUUGUCUAGAACACGACAUCUGUAACAACAGCAGGAAUAGACCUACUAAUUGAAAACUGAAACAUGCUUUUUGAUACAACUAGAAGUUACUAAAACUUUAUCGAUGUGACUGAAUAAAUUAUUGGAAAGUGUGACAA
Molecule: messenger RNA, 1893 nt
Organism: Topomyia yanbarensis
Lineage: Eukaryota; Metazoa; Arthropoda; Insecta; Diptera; Culicidae
Gene: morgue
Exons: 4
Coding region: 74-1252 (392 amino acids)
Biological process (GO): protein polyubiquitination
Cellular component (GO): nucleus
Molecular function (GO): protein binding
Source: RefSeq, a predicted model, not a curated record